Protomyces lactucae-debilis is the source of this 1139-nucleotide messenger RNA. RefSeq names its product putative branched-chain amino acid aminotransferase. Gene Ontology annotation, biological process: branched-chain amino acid metabolic process. Bases 21 to 1064 code for a protein of 347 amino acids. Gene Ontology annotation, molecular function: branched-chain-amino-acid:2-oxoglutarate transaminase activity. The transcript has a single exon. Lineage: Eukaryota; Fungi; Ascomycota; Taphrinomycetes; Taphrinales; Protomycetaceae. The record is from RefSeq and is a predicted model, not a curated record.
CAUCUACAGACUACAGCAUCAUGUCUGUCCCUGAACCAAGCACCAAGGUCGACUGGCAGAACCUCUCUUUUGGCGUGAACUCCGUCAAUGGACAUGUCCAAUGCAUCUACAAGAAUGGCGCAUGGGGGCCAAUCGAAUUUGUGGAGGAGCCCUUCAUUCGCAUGUCGGUGAUGGCGCCUGCGCUCAAUUAUGGCCAGCAGUGUUUUGAAGGUAUGAAGGCCUUCAGGUGUAGAGAUGGUCAUAUCCGCAUCUUCCGCCCAGAUGAGAAUGCAAAGCGCAUGCAGCACUCUGCCAGCAUCAUCUCCAUCCCACCCAUGCCGGAGAAUUUAUUCCUCGAGGCCGUCAAGCUUGCCGUGCUCAAGAAUGCUGAAUUCGUGCCACCAUAUGAGCUGGGUCAAUCUCUCUACCUGCGUCCAUUGCUCCUUGGCUCAGGUGCACAACUCGCAUUGAGUGCGCCAGACGAGUUCACCUUCUUGUGUCCCGUGACACCCGUGGCCAACUUGUACUCUGCGUCCGGUGCAAAGCCCAUUGAUGCACUGAUUGUGGAAGACUUUGAUCGUGCAGCACCUGCUGGAACAGGUAGUGCGAAGCUGGGUGGUAAUUAUGCGCCUGUCUUCCAGCAUGCUGCCAAAGCCAAAGCAGCAGGAUUUGCCAUUACGUUGCACUUGGACAGCAAGACACGCACACACAUUGAUGAAUUCUCCACCUCCAACUUCUUGGCACUUCGCGGAAAGGGUGACGAAACGACACUUGUUGUGCCCGAGUCGACGUCUAUUCUCAAGUCAGUGACAACGAAAUCUGUUGUGCAGCUGGCCAAGUCCUUUGGCUGGCAGGUCGAGUGCAGGCCUGUGCAUGUGGAUGAACUCAACACCUUCAGCGAGAUCAUGUCUGCUGGUACGGCGGCUGUGAUCACGCCCGUCAAGUCAGUCACGUACCAGGGAAAGAAGUUGGUGCAGCUAUCAGAGGAGCAAGGGCCUGGCGCGAGUCGCAUUUUGACAACAUUGCGGGGCAUUCAGACAGGCGAUCUGGCAGACGAGUUCAAGUGGCUCGUGGAUGUUGUCUAGACAUGCUGAUGCCGUUCCCACCCUUUCCUUCUAUCCUCAUCACGCAUAACAUCCAUAGCUCAAUCCUCUUUCCCU